Molecule: messenger RNA, 2313 nt
Organism: Miniopterus natalensis
Lineage: Eukaryota; Metazoa; Chordata; Mammalia; Chiroptera; Miniopteridae
Gene: GALNS
Product: galactosamine (N-acetyl)-6-sulfatase
Molecular function (GO): arylsulfatase activity; N-acetylgalactosamine-6-sulfatase activity
Source: RefSeq, a predicted model, not a curated record
UCUUCCAGCCGCGCUCCCGGGCUCUGGAGCGCCCGGCUUGGUUGCCAUGGCGGCGGUUGCUGUGGUGAUGAAGUGGCAGCUGCUGCUGGUGCUCAGUGCAGCGGGGCUGGUGGCCAGUGGCACCCCGCAGCCUCCCAAUAUCCUGCUCCUGCUGAUGGACGACAUGGGAUGGGGUGACCUGGGGGUAUAUGGAGAGCCUUCCAGAGAGACCCCGAAUUUGGACCGGAUGGCCGCUGAGGGCAUGCUUUUCCCAAACUUCUACACAGCCAACCCCCUGUGCUCACCAUCCAGGGCGGCCCUGCUCACCGGACGUCUGCCCAUCCGCAACGGCUUCUACACCACCAACGCACAGGCCAGGAAUGCCUAUACACCUCAGGAGGUCGUGGGUGGCAUCCCAGACACUGAGCUCCUCCUGCCUAAGCUGCUGAAGGGCGCCGGCUAUGUCAGCAAGAUCGUGGGCAAGUGGCAUCUGGGCCACAGGCCUCAGUUCCACCCCCUGAAGCAUGGAUUUGAUGAGUGGUUUGGAUCCCCCAACUGUCACUUUGGACCUUAUGACAACAGGGACAGACCCAACAUCCCUGUGUACCGGGACUGGGAGAUGAUUGGCAGAUAUUAUGAAGAAUUUCCAAUUAAUAAAAAAUCUGGAGAAGCCAACCUGACUCAGAUCUACUUACAGGAGGCCCUGGAUUUCAUUAAGAGGCAGCAGGCAGCUCAGCGCCCCUUCUUCCUCUACUGGGCCAUCGACGCCACACAUGCACCUGUUUAUGCUUCUAAGCCUUUCUUAGGCACCAGUCAGCGAGGGCGGUACGGGGAUGCUGUCCGGGAAAUUGAUGACAGCGUGGGCAAAAUCCUGAACCUUCUUCGGGACCUGAGGAUCACAGAGAACACAUUUGUUUUCUUCACGUCUGACAAUGGUGCUGCCCUUGCUUCUGCUCCCAAACAAGGAGGCAGUAAUGGCCCCUUUCUGUGCGGGAAGCAGACCACAUUUGAAGGUGGGAUGAGGGAGCCUGCGAUUGUAUGGUGGCCCGGGCGCAUCCCUGCAGGCCAGGUGAACCACCAGCUGGGCAGCAUCAUGGACCUCUUCACCACUAGCCUGUCCCUCGCAGGCCUGGAGCCACCCAGUGACAGGGUGAUCGAUGGCCUCGACCUCCUCCCUGCCAUGCUGCAGGGCCAGCUGAUGGACAGGCCUAUAUUCUAUUACCGUGGCAACACACUGAUGGCAGUCACCCUUGGCCAGUACAAGGCCCACUUCUGGACCUGGACCAAUUCCUGGGAGGAGUUCAGACAGGGCAUUGACUUCUGCCCUGGACAGAAUGUCUCAGGAGUCACCACCCACACUCAGGAGGAGCACACGAAGCUACCCCUCGUCUUCCACCUGGGACAAGACCCAGGCGAGAGGUACCCCCUCAGCUUUGCCAGCACCGAGUACCUGAACGUCCUUCGCAGGAUCACCCCAGUUGUUCAGCAGCACCAGGAGGCCUUGGUCCCUGGACAGCCCCAGCUCAAUGUGUGUAACAAGGCGGUCAUGAACUGGGCACCUCCAGGCUGUGAAAAGUUAGGGAAGUGCCUGACACCCCCAGAGUCAGUUCCUGAGAAGUGCUCCUGGCCCCACUAGUACCUGCUCAUGCUCAGGCCAGGCCUAGGCCCUCCCACUGGCCCUGCAAGUGCCUGGGGGUAGGAAGGGUCUGGCUCCCACACUGGAAGAGUCUCAACUGCUCUCUGCCCAGCCCACCAUGAGGGAAGUCACCUGCAGCCAGCAGCAGGACCUGCAAGGCUAUACUACCUGGCCCUGGAGUCACUCCUCAGCCCUCCUGGCCCAUCUCAUCCUGCUGCCUUGAGCCUAAGGCUCUACAUCAAUCCCUGAGCUGCCUGCCAACAGGUCUCAAUACUCCCACCUGUCUCAUCCUCCCACUUGGCUCUUACCACCUUCAGGAGCUGGAGGGCAUGACUCUCAAUGGAUGCCCUUGGCUGUCCCCUCAAGCACUUCAGCCCUAGUGUCAAAGGAGGCUGUUCCAAUCCUUUGUUGAGCCCCUUGGCAUUGCCCAAAAGGGGCACUCCGGCCCCACCUCCCUGUACCACACCACCUGGAGGGAGAGGAGGCAGGGGGCCUCCCUGACCUGGAUCCUCCAUAGCCAAGGCCUCCCCUGCCCAGUGGGCACAGCUGCUGCUGCUGCUUCCCUGGAACAUGAGGAUGUCAGCAUCCUUGAUUUUCCUCCUUUCUUAGGGAUCUACACCUCUAACCCCGGCACACUGUGAGGUGUGUCUGUGCCUCACAACCAUCCUAACUGCCCUCCUCCCCUUGGCACCUGUUGU